Messenger RNA from Ostertagia ostertagi, 222 nucleotides. The record is from the annotation of a GenBank genome assembly. NCBI's taxonomy places the organism in Eukaryota, Metazoa, Nematoda, Chromadorea, Rhabditida, Trichostrongylidae.
AUGGAGAGCGAAUUCAAGGAGGCGCCGCUGGGCGGCACUCUCCAUGCCUGGACGGUAUCGGCGCCCUACAUCGUGGCGCUGGUCGACAUGGAUGCCGGCGUGCGCGUGAACGCGCAGUUGCACGGCGUUCCGGAGUCGGCGUUGAAGAUCGGGCUGCGCGUGAAGCUCGGCUUCGAGCCGGUCAACAAAGAGGUGACGCUGCCCGUCUUCGUCGCCGAAUAG